GCCAGGGCCGAGGCGAGCGGCGGCCGCGCCGGCCUGUGGCCCCGCAGCGGCCCGGCGCGGGCCCGAUGAGCGGCGGCCUCGGCCUCCGGCGCAGCCCGGAAAUGUCCGGCAAGAUCGAGAAAGCAGACUCUCAGCGUUCUCAUCUCUCCUCCUUCACCAUGAAGCUGAUGGACAAAUUCCACUCACCCAAAAUCAAGAGAACGCCAUCAAAGAAGGGAAAACCAGCUGAGGUGUCUGUGAAGAUUCCAGAGAAGCCUGUGAACAAAGAGGCAACAGACAGAUUUCUACCAGAGGGCUACCCUAUCCCCUUGGAUCUGGAGCAGCAGGCAGUAGAAUUUAUGUCCACCAGUGCUGUGGCUUCCAGGUCUCAAAGGCAGAAGAACCUGAGCUGGCUGGAAGAGAAAGAGAAGGAGGUUGUCAGUGCCUUGCGCUACUUUAAGACCAUUGUGGACAAAAUGGCUAUUGAUAAGAAGGUACUGGAGAUGCUUCCAGGGUCUGCCAGCAAGGUGCUGGAGGCCAUCUUACCCCUGGUGCAGAGCGACCCUCGAAUUCAGCACAGCUCAGCCCUCUCCUCCUGCUAUAGCCGAGUGUACCAAAGUCUCGCCAACCUCAUUCGUUGGUCUGACCAAGUGAUGCUAGAAGGUGUGAACUCAGAAGAUAAAGAGAUGGUGACAACCGUGAAGGGGGUCAUCAAAGCCGUGCUGGACGGAGUGAAGGAGCUUGUCAGACUUACCAUCGAGAAGCAGGGGCAUCCGUCUCCAACAAGCCCAGUGAAACCCAGUUCCCCAGCCUGCAAACCAGACGGCCAGUCUGAGCUCCCCUUGACAGAUCGAGAGAUGGAGAUUCUAAACAAGACGACCGGCCUGUCGCAGUCGUCCGAGGGGCUCCCAGAUUCCACGGAUGAAGAGGUCGCGCCCCCCAAACCCCCCUUACCUGGCAUUCGUGUGGUUGAUAAUAGUCCUCCACCAGCAUUGCCACCGAAGAAGAGACAGUCGGCUCCAUCCCCUACCCGAGUGGCCGUCGUGGCCCCCAUGAGUCGAGCCACCAGUGGCUCCAGUUUGCCUGUUGGAAUUAAUAGGCAGGAUUUUGACGUGGACUGUUACGCACAGAGACGACUGUCGGGCGGCAGCCACUCAUAUGGCGGCGAGUCGCCCCGCCUGUCCCCCUGCAGCAGCAUAGGCAAGCUCAGCAAGUCGGACGAGCAGCUGUCGUCUCUGGACAGGGACAGCGGGCGGUGCUCCCGGAACACAAGCUGUGAGACUCUAGAUCAUUACGACCCUGACUACGAAUUCCUCCAGCAAGACCUCUCUAACGCAGACCAGAUACCUCAGCAAGUGGCCUGUAACCUCAGCCCGUUGCCAGAGUCCUUGGGGGAGUCUGGGUCUCCGUUUCUCGGCCAUCCUUUCCAGUUGCCUCAGGGCAGCUGUCCCCAGCCAGAGGGGCCCUCGGCCCCAGGGCAGCAGAUGGAUGUGCCGCCUGCUCUUCCCGAGAAGAAGCGCAGGAGUGCGGCCUCCCAGACGGGGGACAGCUCUGGCUGCAGGGCGUCCUACGAGCGGCAUCCCUCGCAGUACGACAACAUCUCCGAGGAGGACCUGCAGAACCCAGCCUCGGUCCAGUCCGUCCCCUUCACGCCCUUUGCUGCUAUUCUUCCCUUUCAGCAAGGAGGUUCCUCAGCCUCUGUUGAAUUUGUGGGUGAUUUCACUGUUCCUGAAUCAACGGGUGACCCAGAAAAACCUCCUCCUCUACCAGAGAAGAAAAACAAACACAUGCUGGCCUACAUGCAGCUGCUCGAGGACUACUCGGAGCCGCAGCCCGCCAUGUUCUACCGGACGCCGCAGAAGGAGCACAUCUACCAGCAGAAGAACAAGCUCCUCAUGGAGGUGUAUGGCUUCAGCGACUCUUUCAGCGCCGGGGAUGCCCCGCAGGAGCUCGCCCCGCCCCCCGCCCUGCCCCCCAAGCAGCGGCAGCUGCAGGCCUCCUAUGCUGCUUCUUCCUUCUCCUCUGUCUCCUACUGUGUCCAGCAAACUAAAGUGGCCUUCACUCCCGAGGACGGCAGUGCCACUCAGGGCAUCAGUGUGUCCGUCUCUAACUCCUUUCUCAGCCGGCACGGCAACUUACCUGUGCCCUCGUAUAAAUCUGUGUUUAGGUCCUACUCCCAGGAUUUCGUGCCUCACAGCCAAGCUUCCGUCCAGCCUUUCCUCCCGUCUACCUCCUCUUCCUCUCCACAUUUCCCACCUGUCCACCAGUCUCAGAGCUCUGACUUAGCGGUGCCAACCGUAGCCAGUCCGCCUCCCAGCACCCUGGACGGGCCUCUUUCAUCUUCUCAGGAGAGCAGCUUUCAUGGGAACACUGUCUGCCUUCCUUCCGAAACCUCUUUCACUGACUCGCCCCAGACGCCUUCGGAAUCACCAGCUUCGAAGGACGGACAUCCCAGAGAUGCCUCGUCAGCCGGCAGUGCACCUGGGAAGGAAAGCAGGGACGGCGGGGACAGGGCCCCAAAGUCACCAGAUGCUCCAGAGGCUCAGUCGGAGGAGGAAGUGGACGAGCUGUCCCUCAUUGACCACAAUGAGAUUAUGGCAAGGCUGACGCUCAAGCAAGAGGGCGACGACGGACCAGACGUCCGGGGAGGAUCUGGUGACAUCCUACUGGUCCACGCUACUGAGACGGACAGGAAAGAUCUGGUGUUGUACUGCGAGGCCUUCUUGACCACCUACAGGACCUUCAUCACCCCUGAGGAGCUCAUCAAGAAGCUGCAGUACAGGUACGAGAAGUUCUCUCCUUUUGCCGACACAUUCAAGAAGCGCGUCAGCAAGAACACGUUCUUCGUGCUGGUACGGGUGGUGGACGAGCUCUGCCUAGUGGAGUUGACGGAAGAGAUCUUGAAGCUGCUGAUGGAGCUGGUCUUUCGCCUGGUGUGCAACGGGGAGCUCAGUCUGGCCCGUGUGCUCCGGAAGAACAUCCUGGACAAGGUGGACCAGAAGAAGCUGCUCAGGUGUGCCAACUCCGACCAGCCCCUGGCGGCCAGGGGCGUAGCAGCCAGGCCCGGGACCUUGCAUGACUUUCACAGCCAUGAGAUAGCUGAGCAGCUGACACUGCUGGAUGCCGAGCUCUUUUAUAAGAUAGAGAUUCCUGAGGUUUUGCUUUGGGCAAAAGAGCAGAACGAGGAGAAGAGCCCCAACUUGACCCAGUUCACGGAGCACUUCAACAACAUGUCCUACUGGGUUCGGUCAAUCAUCAUGUUACAGGAAAAGGCCCAAGACAGGGAACGGCUGCUCUUGAAGUUCAUCAAGAUCAUGAAGCACUUACGGAAGCUGAACAACUUCAACUCCUACCUGGCCAUCCUCUCAGCGCUGGACUCAGCCCCUAUCCGCAGGCUGGAGUGGCAGAAGCAGACCUCAGAGGGCCUGGCGGAGUACUGCACGCUGAUUGACAGCUCAUCCUCCUUCCGCGCCUACCGGGCCGCCCUCUCGGAGGUGGAGCCGCCGUGCAUCCCAUACCUGGGGCUCAUCCUGCAGGACCUCACCUUCGUUCACCUGGGAAACCCGGACUACAUUGACGGGAAGGUGAAUUUUUCCAAACGGUGGCAACAGUUCAACAUCCUGGACAGCAUGCGGUGCUUCCAGCAGGCGCAUUAUGACAUCCGGAGAAACGAUGACAUCAUAAACUUCUUCAACGACUUCAGUGACCACCUGGCGGAGGAGGCGCUAUGGGAACUCUCUCUGAAAAUCAAACCCAGGAACAUAACACGGAGGAAAACAGACCGGGAAGAGAAGACCUAGGAGCGGGUGCCGCAAGCGAGGAGAACGCGAGGCUCAGAGCGCCGCUCCGAGGCCGGAAGGGACUUUGGACCUGUUACGUGGCGGCGGCGCGUGUCCUGGCCUCAGAGCCACCGGGCCCAUCCAGGCCGCUGCUGUGCCGGGCAGGCGUCCGGAGCCGCAGCAGCUUCCUGCCCCUCCCCCGCAGGAGCAGACCCCCGGCCCGGGGGGGGGGCCAGCGGGCGGUCUCACUGCUGAUUUGUGAACUGGGGGUUGGGGUUUCUGCUUUUGCUCUGUCUUCUGCUCUCCCUCUCUCCCCCUCCCCCCAAGCCUGGGAGCAGCACAGGGACUUCAGCAGCAACCCGGGAAUGGUGGGAGUCUUCUGCAUCUCCUGAAAUGACAGAUGAGUAGAGGCCCAGGGACCCUCGGGGCGGGGGCUGCUCUCCCCGUAGCCUUCAGCUGGGUGGGCGGAAAGCAGAGGAGACCCGGGAAAGACUCCUUUCACUUCCCAUGUCCUACUUUUUAAGUGGAGGAUGGUGUGAACGUCUCACCUGGCCCAGAAGGGACGGCAGGUGGCCUUUCAGCAGCCCUGGGGCUGGUGCUCCCGUCGCGGUCCUGGCCCGCCCUUGCUGGGUCACGAGCAGCAGCCGUGGCCAUCGUGUUUUCGCCCCUUCACUUCCUCCGCCCCGUCCCACCGGCCCUCCCCAUCCUCUUGGCACCGUGGGAGCUGGGCAGCAGCAGCUGGAAAGGAAGGACUUGACCAUCCAAGAAACACACUUUAUCUGAGUUGGGGCCAGUAGCUCUUGGUGAGUUAACCCAGAGAGAGGGGAGGGGCAUUUCUGUUGGGGGGAGGGCCGGCAGCCCCCUCCUCUGUCGCUUGCCGUGUGCCUUAAACUCCUCCUAUCCGUCCCGCCCUGCGGGCUCCCCUCCUCCCUGGCGCUGAGCCUGGUGGGCCCAAAGGGGCCCCUCUUUGCUCAUCAGACCUUCUGCCAGCCUGACCGGCUCUCCCGUGGGAAGGACAGGGUGUCCCUGAGAGGCAGGGGCCUGGCGCAGAGGCGCCCCCUGGGGUUGACGGCCAUGGCUCACCUGCUGGCCGGCAGUGAGGCGCAGCGGCUUCAGAAGCAGGUGCUCUUUCCAGCCUCGCUCUCCAGAGCCAGCCCCGCUGCUGAGGUGGACGAGCUGAGGGGAGGUCUGCAGGGGCUCUCCACACCCCCUGGCCUCCGUGCCAGCCCGACGUGGGCCUGCGGGCAGGCUGCCCCCAGGCCGCCCGCCUCCAGUUUUGUUCGUUUUACAUAGUUGAGAGCUCACUCCUCCUGGGUUUGGGACUCGGGCAGGCGAACACCAGGCUCAGCCCGGGCUUAAACAGAAGUAGAAAGCACCAUCUGUAACUGUUUAAAGGAACAGCCCCGUCACUUUGAGUCCUUCAUGGGCCUUUGAACAGCUUUUAUCAAGAAGCUGUCUGUCUGUCCUGUGCACAGAGGGGAGGAAUCUGUGAAAUGUCAGUUACGACCCCUCAGGCAGCGAUCCUGCGGCAGCGGGCGGAACGCGUCACUUUAUUAUUUAAAGAGUGUGUGUAUAGAGUCGCUGGUUAUGAACAAUAUUGUGUGUGGGGUUGGGUUUUAGUUUGUUCCCGCUUUUUUAAGUCCUCUCAUUUCAGUCUUUCCCUCCUUCCCGUCUUCCUCCUGGCCUGGCCCUGCUCUGCUGCUGCUUUGCGCAGCUGCUGUGUGCUCAGGGCCCAUGGGCUGUGUGGACUGCGGUUCCCUGGGGCCUCCCUCCAUAGGCGGGCAACUGUCGACGCCGCGCUUCCGCUUCAGGCUCAGCGUCCCAGCCGCGAGCUGGACGGGGCUCGGGGGCUUCACCGUCCCUCAAUUCAGAGCAGACCCUACACCCACACCUCCCCUCCUUGCCGGGAGCCCUGGCUCUGAGCCGAGGCACUGGGCAGGCAGCGCAGGUGGACAAGGGGCCGGCGUGGCCAGGUGACCCUGCAUGAGGGCAGCAGGUGCAAUGUGUGUUUUAACUUAUUGGCUGACUGACAGGCUUCCCUACCUUGACCUCAUGGAGACACACUCUGGCUCUGGGAGUUGCCAGCCUGGCUGUGGUUUGUCUGUCUCAGGGGCCAGAUCAGCUGUACGAAUCUGUCUUUACAACAAAGACACCCUCGGGAGGAUUUGUUCUCUGCAGAGGCAGUUCUCACCUGCAGGUGUGGGUGGAUCAGGGCAAGGGCAGGCACGCGCCAGGGCUGAAUUAAAGCCCGAUUCUGAGCAGCGCCUCCCUCCCACGGCCCCGCGCCUCCCCAGUGUUGUUACAUUGUAAUAAAUAUAUCCCCAACUAACCUGGCUGAUGGUGGCAUCUUCCUGCAGACAUUUCAAACCUGUAACUUUUAUAUGAAAGGAAAAUAAACACAGAUGAAAGCCGCGGCCACCUGUGUACCACAUGCCGCGUGUGUCAAAGUGACAACUGAGCUGUCUCCUUUCUGUGACCUCCUUGUGGGCUGGGUGCCUGGCAGGUGUUGGGGGGGGGUCUUUUGUCCCCAUCUCUGUGGUCCCUUCUCUGUUCCCCAGUUUUUCCAUCUGGAAGUGGGGGUAAGGACAGCUCUACCUCAUACAGUCUGUGAAGGCUCAGCAAGUUAUACCUGGAACAGUAUCUGGUGAGCUAUCGCCACUAUUAUUACUUAGCAUAUAUUGAGUACCAAGCACUUUGCAGGCAGCUCUACCUCACUGAAUCCUCUUAAUUGAAAAAUGAUACAAGUGAAAUACUGCAACCAUAAUAAGUACUACAAAGAAGAGGUACUUAACAUUAAAGAAAUUAAGUUGGAUUUGAAAUCCACUCACAAACAUCAGGUCCAGACAGACUUAACAGGUAAUUUAUGCUAAACAGGUAGCUUCAGUCUUAGACGAAUGCCCCUGAGAACAGAAGAAGGGAAACACUUCUCAACUUGUUUUAUGAGUGGAAUACAACCUUGACACCAAAUCCAGACAAGGACAAGAAGGAAAAUUAUAGGCAAAAUUACUGAUGCAAAGAUUAUAAUCUUAGCAACCCCAAACCAGUGAUAACGUAAAACUCAAGACUCCCCAUUGGGCACAUCCGCAGAUGCAAGGAUGGAGUGAUGACAGUACUUGAUCCCUUUUCUUAGACCCUUAUUUGGGCAUUCCCAUCUGGUACGCCUUUCCUUCCUGGGGAACUGAGAACAGGUGUGCCACCUCCAUGUGUACUUUCUCCACCAUGGCAUACUUAGAUUCCAGGUGUUGAGAUGGCAGAGCCCUAACUGGAGGGAGCCCAGUCAGGGACUACUCCCACUGUUCCAUACUGGGCUUUACACGAAUGAAAAACGAAUUUGCACUUACUAAUAAGCUGCUGAGAUUUCAGGGCUUGUAAGUGUUCACAACAUGGCCUAGCCGCUCCUGAAUAAAAUACAUUAACAGAUUAAAGGAAGAACACCAUCUAAUCACCUCAGCAGUCAGAAAGACCACUGUUAAAAAAUUAAAACCCCCAUUCAUAAUUUUUAUUUAAAAAAUAACUAACAGUCUUAGGUAAGUAGAAAUCAAAAACUUCCUUAAUCUAAUAAAUGUUACUUUCUAAAAUCUCACGCAAACGUUAUACUUAAUGAUGAAAUAUUUAAAGAAGUUCCUUUAAAAUAGAACAAGGUAAGGAUCCCACUGUCACCUUGUCUUUCACUGUCGUACUGGAGAUACUAGCCAAUGCAACAAGAAAAGAGAUUAGUAAGAAAAUCACGAUAGUUAACAACUAACUACUAGAAAACAUAAUUCUUCAAAUAUCCAGUUUAUACUAACAUCACAAUUCUUAAGGUACUAGGAAUAAACCCAAUAAGAGAUGUAUAAGACCUUAUAGGAAAAAGGGUGAUCCAGCAAGAGAAAAUAACACGUAAAUAUUUACACACCCAAAUGCGAGCAACCUAAAUAUACGAAGCAAAUAGUAACAGACCUAAAGGGAGAAUACACAGAAAUACAGUAAUAGUAGGGAACUUUAAUACCCCACUUACAUCAAUGGAUAGAUCAUCCAGACAGAAAAUCAAUAAGCAAACGUUGGCCUUAAACACAUUAGACCAGACGGACUUAAAGAUACAUACAGAGCAUUCCAUCCAAAAGCAACAGGGUACACUCUUCUAAGAGCACACGGAACAUGCUCCAGCACAAGUAACAUGUUAGACCACAGGUCGUUGUAAAUGUACGAAGGUUGAAAUUAUAUCAAGCAUCUUAGCCAGUCACAAUGGUAUGAAAGUAUAGAAAUUACAAGAAAAUGGGAAAAUCCAAAAAUACAUGGAGAUUAAACAGUAUACUACCGAGCAACUAAUAGGUCAAAGAAGAAAAUAAAAAAUACAUUAAGAAAAAUGAAAAUGGAAAUACAACAUAUCAAAACUUACCGGAUGCAGCAAGAGCAGUUCUAAAAGGGAAAUUAAUAAUAAACACCUGAAUCAAGAAACAAAAAGCUCAAAUAAACACUCUAAAUUUCAAGGAACUAGAACAAAUGAAACCCAAAGUUAGUAGAAGGAAGGAAAUAAAGGAUUAGAGUGGAAAUAAACAAAAUACAGACUAAAAAGACAACAGAAAAGAUCAGUGAAAGAGCUGGUUCUUUGAAAAGAUAAACAAAAUGGACAAACCUUUAGCUAAACUCACCAAGAAAAAAAGAGUACUCAAAAUCCGAAAUGAAAGAGGAGCUAUUAAAACUGAUACCACAGAAAUACAAAGGCUCCUAAGAAACUUCUGGGAACAAUUAUAUGGCAACAAAUUUGACAACCUAGAAGACACAGAUAAAAACCUAGAAGACACAGAUACAUACCUAGAUGCAUACAACCUACCAACACUGAAUCAUGAAAUAAAUCUGGACAGAUUACUAGUAAGGAGAUUGAAUCAGUAAUCAAAAACCUCUCAACGAACAAGUCUGGGACCAGAGGACCUCACUGGUGAAUUCUACCAAACAUUCAAAGAAGAAGUAAUAUCAGUUCUUCUCAAACUCUUCCAAAAACUAGAAGAGGAGGGAACACUUCCAAACACUUUUUUUAAAAAAAAAAAAAAGGCCA
Globicephala melas (long-finned pilot whale) is the source of this 8793-nucleotide messenger RNA. RefSeq names its product Rap guanine nucleotide exchange factor 1 (gene RAPGEF1). Gene Ontology annotation, cellular component: plasma membrane. NCBI's taxonomy places the organism in Eukaryota, Metazoa, Chordata, Mammalia, Artiodactyla, Delphinidae. Gene Ontology annotation, molecular function: guanyl-nucleotide exchange factor activity. The record is from RefSeq and is a predicted model, not a curated record. Gene Ontology annotation, biological process: Ras protein signal transduction; positive regulation of GTPase activity.